AUGGAAGAAAUAGUUCAGCAACAACAGCUAGAAGAGCCUGAAGGAAACGAACAAGUCCCUCCUUUGGAAACUAACUUCACAGAACUAGAUGAAGAUUUGGAACAGCCGAAAAAUCUUGACCCUCAACAAGAGUAUGCGGAGAAUAUGGAAUAUUUCCAAGAGUCUAAAAAAAAAUUCGGCUGA
Messenger RNA from Trichomonas vaginalis G3, 183 nucleotides. RefSeq names its product protein of unknown function, DUF4106 family. The record is from RefSeq and is a predicted model, not a curated record. Lineage: Eukaryota; Parabasalia; Trichomonadida; Trichomonadidae. The transcript has a single exon. The coding region runs from base 1 to 183 and encodes 60 amino acids.